This is a messenger RNA of Nylanderia fulva, 2865 nucleotides long. RefSeq lists its product as uncharacterized. Gene Ontology annotation, molecular function: metal ion binding. NCBI's taxonomy places the organism in Eukaryota, Metazoa, Arthropoda, Insecta, Hymenoptera, Formicidae. The record is from RefSeq and is a predicted model, not a curated record.
UUACCGAUAUAUAUUUUUUCGUUGUGUUGUGAAUUACAUAAAGCCACACGUGCAAAAUAAAAUUUUCGAUAAAUAAAAUGAAAGAUUAUGCCAUAUUUGACAAAGAAGAGAAGUAGAGAAGAAAAGUGAAAGAGUGUGAUAUUGUGUAUUUCGAUAACAGACAAUUAUUCAUGAGGAAAGAGACAAGACCUCAUUAUAAUAUUUUUGUUGCCUUUACCGGAGUGCGAUGGACACAUUAGAAGUGAUGAAUUAGACGACUUGAGAUAUAAAAGAAUCUCAUCUAUUUAAUUUGCGAGACGCACUUAAGAUUCUUUAUAUAUUUAAGAUUCACAUUUCUAACCAUAUAAUAUCCAGCUAGCUAUAUUUUUCGCGCGCAAAGCUUUCAUUGUGUCAAUCUACUAGCCACUCCUUGUCAUGACUGAUUUUAUAUCCGAAUCCGAGGACACGCGAUGCUGAGAAAUUGAGACUGCUGAAUCGCACUAUUUCCAAGAAGAAGAAAGAGUUUGUAUACUUAAAAGGAGAGAAUUUAUGCGACCCUGUGUACACAAUGGUUAACUGCAACUACUACCAGCAAGGCAAUUGCCGUUAUGGGCAAUAUUGCAAAUUCGAACACAUAAACACCAACACCAAAGCCGAGCAUAACGAGGAUGACAUCGCUAUCACUGUUGCUAAGGAGAUACUCCUUGCGGAGAGGGGUGGCCAGUGGCUACUGUCAUGUUUCGGGCCAUUUAGAGAUCGUCCUAUUAUACCAGGCAUGGAUGAUCUCUCUCCAGAAGAAGUGCGAUGCGAGAUAUACGAAGCACAGAAAAAUGGCCUGGUUGAACAAGCAAAAUUACACUAUCAACAAUUGUGCCAAGAUAUGAAAGCGAAGAGAGAAGCACUGAAAAAUCCCACCAGAGAGACAAUUACAAUGUUGAAAAAGAUUUUGGGAAGUAGUCAGAAAGCUCCUCAAUUGGGCCUAGUUAAUAACACAUCGACUAAUAAUGUAUUCGGAAAUAAAACUUUCGUGCAAAGUAACAAUCCAUUUGGCGGAGGAGGAUUCACAUCUUCGAGUAACACAUCAUCGAUAUUUGGAAAGAGUAAUAAUAAUGCAGCGCCGAUGUUUGGUAGUACCACGUCCUUUGGGAACAAUCUCGGUGGAUUUGGUACCGCGACGAGCACCAACUCCUUCUUCGGUGGGACAACCAAUACUUCGACAUCGUUUAAUAGCGUACAGAACAACACGUCAACGUUUGGGACACCUUCGAAUAAUCCACUCUUUGGUGGAUCGCCGCAAAGCGUGUUUGGUCAAAACACUAACAACGUGUUUGGUACCACGAGCCAGCUCGGCAACGCACCUUCCGCUUCGCUGUUCAACAGUCCAAUGACUUCGCAAGCAAACCCUAUAUUUGGCGGAGCAACAACCACAACGCCCAACUUAUUCGGCGGCUCGUCAUCGUCCGGCUUACAGACAAACUCGGUCUUCGGCGCCUCCACCACCUCAUCCGGCUCAUCUUUCAACGGCGGAAUAUUUAAUCAACCGAAGACGCAGAUGCACGCGUUCGGCGGGGCCCCAGUUUUCGGCGGGGUAACUCCCAGCUACGCCAAUAAUUCUAGCGGUAAUUCCAUCUUCGGCAAUGGUCAAACAUUCGGCGCCACCACGGCGAUACCCACGAGCAGUAUUUUCGGAGGAUCUACAGCCGUCGCGACCCCGGCUUUCGGGGUAUCCGCCGUUACGACAACGCCGGCUUUCGGUGCCUCUGUUACCACAACACCGGCCUUUGAUCUGAACCAACAGCAUGCUAAUAAUACCUUCGGAGCGACGGUGUCCGCCCCGAAUGUCUUUGGUGGGACGCAAAAUACCGAUGCCACCAUGUCGCUAGGCAACAGCAAUGCACCUUUUGGAACAUCCAUCACCGCUGGACCCUUUGUCACCGUAAAUUCGCAGCAAUACGAUUCUACGAGUGCAACCUCGACACCGUUUGCGGGAACAGGAUUCGGCAUGGCUGUCCCAAGUAGCACGUUCGGCACCAUGGAAACGUCUUCCAGCUCUAUAUUCGCGAAUGCAGGAACCAACUUCGCAACCUCCAACGCGACCAUGCCGAAUUCUUCGUUCCCCACGUCGACGUUCGGCAAUAUUAAUGCCUCCUCGUCAACUCUCACGACGAAUGCAAACCCAUUCGCCCCGCGGACUCAGCAAGGUGUCACGCCGUUCGGAAGUGUCGCGCAAACUCAAUCCGGUACCAUCGACUUCUCCUCUCCGUUCGGGAAAUCGCCGUUCAACGCCAUGAAUAAUAUUGUUAUCGACGAUACUGUUUACAGCAUGGAAGGUGCAUUAACGGAUGACGAAAAGAGCAUGUAUUUGGCUGAGAAAUUUAUUAUAGGUAAAAUACCACUCAAACCUCCUACCAAAGAUAUAAGGUAAUUUCAUUCGUAGAUUUAUAAAUAACGAUACGUAUGUGCUGUGAUAAGGACGUGGUUUUGUUGCUUGUAAAUAUCCAAAUUUUUCUACAAUUCAAUAAUGUACAUAUAAACUUGACUUAACUUAAAAUAUAUAAAAUCAGAUUCUUAGUACAAAUUAUGGUCGGAUAAUUAAGAGCCUUUAGCGUGACGUUAAUUUGAGCUUCGAAUGUUGUACAAUUUGAAGAAUUUGAAAACUUAAUGCGAGACAAUAUAAAUAAAAGUAUUAUAAAACCAUAUCGAUGUGCAAAAGUGAUUUUGGUUUGAGAGAUACGAUUCAAUAUACAGGAUAUAUUUUUUGUACUAAGAACUUUUGAUUUAUUGAAAUAAAUCAUUGUUAACUCGACAGUCCAUGUUUGUCAAUUAAAUAACACGUCAACGUAAAUCAAAUGUACAAUUUUAAAUAAAUAAUACAUGUUAUAUUUA